AUGAUAUGGUCUACAAAUUCAUCAGGAUCAAUUCAAGAGCCACUUGCAAAAAUGUUAGAUUCUGGAAACUUGGUCUUGAAGGAUGGAGAGAUUAACAUGAUUCUUCUAAUUGCACAUGAGUUUCCAGAGUUGGUGAUUCGCCAAGGGAUUUGGAAUGGCGUCGCUUUUAAUUCCGAUGAUUGGACAUCUUUUACAGGAAUGGCCCUUAGGCCACAACUUUCAGUAACCAAGAAUGAGGUAGUGAAUUGGGAUGAACCUGGAGAUAGAUUGUCAAGGGCCUCAUGGCUGCUUGAUUUGGUUGGGAACUUGGUUGACAUUAGGUUGUUUAUAAGUGAAAAUAGUUUACAACUUGAUCUUUAUGUAAGGUUAGCUGCCUCAGAAAUAGGACAUAGAAACAAGAAUGAAGAACAAGCGUCGCCUCUUUUUGAUAUAGAUACCAUUUUAGCUGCUACAGACAGUUUUUCUAUUGAGAACAAGAUUGGUCAAGGGGGUUUUGGUCCAGUAUACAAGGGUAUAUUGGCUCAAGGGAAAGAAAUAGGUGUGAAAAGGCUAUCAAAAACUUCAAAACAAGGAGUCACAGAGUUCAUGAAUGAAGUUGGAUUGGUAGCCAAGCUACAACGCCGCAAUCUUCGAAUUGAAUCCCAAGAUUCUGAUUUUGGUGUGUCACAUAUCUUGGAAGGAGAUAGUUCAGCUGUAACAACGAAUAAAAUUGUCGGAACAAUUGGUUAUAUGUCUCCUGAAUAUGCGGUAAACGGACUACUGUCCCUCAAGUCAGAUGUAUUUAGUUUUGGAGUUAUAGUGUUAGAGAUGUUGAGUGGCAUCAGAAAUAAUCACUUCAAGAAUCAAGAUCAUCCCCAUAACCUUUUGGGACAGGGGAGAGCAUUGGAAUUCAUGGAUGCUAGCAUCCCAUCUGAAUUACUAAGGUGCCUACAAGUUGGCCUUCUGUGUGUUCAAAAGCUCCCUGAAGACAGACCCGAUAUGUCUUCUGUGGUCUCACACUAG
This is a messenger RNA of Medicago truncatula (barrel medic), 1002 nucleotides long. Its product is annotated as G-type lectin S-receptor-like serine/threonine-protein kinase At4g27290. The coding region runs from base 1 to 1002 and encodes 333 amino acids. Gene Ontology annotation, biological process: protein phosphorylation. NCBI's taxonomy places the organism in Eukaryota, Viridiplantae, Streptophyta, Magnoliopsida, Fabales, Fabaceae. Gene Ontology annotation, molecular function: protein serine/threonine kinase activity; ATP binding. The record is from RefSeq and is a predicted model, not a curated record. Gene Ontology annotation, cellular component: plasma membrane. The transcript is spliced from 8 exons.